Messenger RNA from Sorghum bicolor (sorghum), 1581 nucleotides. Its product is annotated as probable protein phosphatase 2C 51. Gene Ontology annotation, cellular component: cytosol; nucleus. The record is from RefSeq and is a predicted model, not a curated record. Lineage: Eukaryota; Viridiplantae; Streptophyta; Magnoliopsida; Poales; Poaceae. The coding region runs from base 221 to 1219 and encodes 332 amino acids. The transcript is spliced from 2 exons. Gene Ontology annotation, biological process: protein dephosphorylation. Gene Ontology annotation, molecular function: protein serine/threonine phosphatase activity.
UGUAAAUUCGUCACCGCGAAAGGCACAGGACAACCUUAUAUAUAGGAUUGGAGUAACAUUUGCAUCAUUGGUCCAAGCUAGCUAGGUCUCUUUUGUUCCAUCUUUUCGAUUAGCGCACACACAAUUGCCAUCUGUUUUCCUAAAAAAAAAAAUUGCCAUUUGCCAAGCAAACUGGUAGUGGUAGCGAGUAGUGUUCAUUCACUAGCUAGAUCUAUCGCCCAUGUCGGGCUCGAGCGACAACGCCGUCCCGAUCACGGAGGAGGAGAUGAUGGCGGCGAUGAUGCAGGAGGCGCUGGCAUGGGGCACGCCCCCGCGUCUAUACCUAUCCUAUGGUAUGGUAGCGAUGAAAGGGAUGCCGCCUGUGCUGACAGACGCUGUGGAGGCUGCGCCGUCGUUCACGCUGCUUACGCCUCCCGUGGGCUUAGACUUCUUCGCCGUGCUUGACGGCCGUGGCCUCGGCGCGGCCGCUGCCGCUGCCAGCGGCGAGGAGGAGUCCGAGCGCCUAGUCGCGCUGCUGCGCGACGCUCUCGCUACGCAGGUCUACUUGAAGCUGAUGUGCAGCGACAGCCCGCGGUUGUUCCUUGACGGGAUGUCGUACAACGGGUGGUGGGCGACGACGCUGAGGGAGGCGUUCCGAGUCUUCCACGAAGCCUGCAGCCAGGGUGAGCACGGCGUGGACGCGCCCGCCGCCACGGCCAUCGUCGCGCUUGUACACGAGAAGUAUCUCGUCAUCGGCAACCACGGCGCCUCCAAGGCCGUGCUAUCCCGGGACGGCGAGCUCGUGGAGCUCAGUUCCGAUUCCCAGUCCCUACACAUGUCCAAGCAGGCCACCGAUGCGUCGGUGAGCUCAGCGCCGGCGCCGGCAUCGGCAGCCGCAGGCGUCGUCGUCGACGUGGUGGUGGUGGAACGGGAGGCGCGCGACGAGUUUCUGAUCCUGGGGAGCGCCGCGCUCUGGGACAAGGUGGCGCCGGCUGCGGCGUGCGCGCACGUCCGGCAGAGAUUGGGGAGGACCUCGCGGAUCAUCAUGCCGUGGGAGACGCACAUCACCGACACGGACGACAUGCCGAUGCUGCUCGCAAAAGAGCUCGCCAAGAAGGCGGUGCACGCCGGCAGCCGGGACAACAUCAGCGUCGGCAUCGUCAUCUUCAGGGACUUCUGGGCUAUCCGGCACACGCAGGCUGCCACUGCCAGCAAGGCAGCAAGUGCGUUAGCACUCUGAACCCUCAAGCCUCCUUGAAUCAUGAAGGACCAAGUGUCAUUCAGGAUCCUGUAGCCCAAACGGCAACUGAAGAAGCAGCAGGGGUCCACUCGUCAGACUUGCACAAGUGGCCAGUACGCGGGGCCCGAGUGGCAGAUAGCCGUAGUACUUUAAGAGAGAUGAGAGAAGAGUGGACAACAUGAAAGAACACUAGAACAGGAGAAGUCUAGGCCUAAUACAAUCUUUCCUCCUCUGAUCCCCAAAUUCUGUUUGUCUCCUUCCUUCCUUCCUGUUCUUCUCCAAUUCCUCGCACUGCAUUGCUAGUUCAUGCAUUUGGUUGGUGUGAAAUUAAAUUUUGUAGGAGCUUGGAACCAUGUUGCUCA